GAUGGGCGUCGGGUGGCGCGCGAACGCAGUGACAUGCGGGCAGCACAUGCUCAGCGCCAGCAAGCACAGCGGCGACAAGCCAGCCAAGCGGAGCCCCAGAUUUCGGACACAGAGGAUGGAGAAUCUGGGUCAGACGAUCAAGGGGAGAGAGCGGAAGAAGAGGAGGACGACGUGGAGUCUCCCCUGCACUUCCUGAAAGACUCCGCACGGCAGUCGCUCAAGGCCAGCUUCUUGGCAAAGGUGAUGUCCUCCAUCAUCGGCUAUGCCUCUGAUUACGAGCUGGCGCAGUUCGUGUGCGACCUCUGGCUUUGGAGCUUGCUGGGAGGGGCCAAGCACGCUUCGGGGGUGCAGAUGAGGGUGGCGCUGGCUGGCAAGCCCUUUUCGCCGGAGUACUGGCGGACGCGGCACUUUGCUUUGCUAGAUUUGCAGAAGCAGCUCGGUUACCCGACCCUGUUCGUGACCAUUGCCCCGUACGAGUGGUCCAGCCCUUACCACGCCUUUCUUGAGGACGAGCUCCUGCGCACCUUCAAGACGCGACUGCACCUGCCCGGGCCAGAGUCCUUCCACCUGGCGCAUAUCUUGACGCAGGCAGCCCUGGGCCUCGUCACGGGCUGGAACAAGAAGGACGGCAAGCGCAAGCGCGGUGUGCGCAACGAGCGCCUGGACUAUCAUGGGAGGCGGCCGCCCUCACGUGCACUUCCUCGUAUGGCUCAGGCACCCGGAGAGCCUGCCAUGGUCUCAGAUUGUUUGUGGUCACCUCCCUUCGGACAACGCACCGAUGGAGCAGAUUGCGCGAAGCAGCCAGAUCUCUUGGACGGGCAGUGGGUGGCCCCGGAGGGAAGCUUCCACCGUUUGGGACCACAGACUGCAGGGCGCCUCCACUUGCACCACCCCGAGUCCGCUUGGAAGGAAGGCAUGCGUGCAUACAUGCCGGACGUCCUGGCUAGUUUGAAGUGCCAUAUGGAUGUCCAGGCGUCGGACGGCCGGGGCAUGCUGCUCCGCUACGUGGCCGGCUAUGUGCCGAAGUUUUCGGAUUCCUUCCAAUCCAACUGGCUGGAUGAUGUCUCCUCCGACUAUGCCCUGGCCCGACGGGUCCUCACCCAGUACCAGCCACUCGAACCGGAAAUGUGGUUGCAGCUGGGCGCCCACCUCUUCCGUCAGUGCUUCGCCGGCGGAGGCCUCAGCCGCUUCGUCGUGCCGAUGCCCUGGAGAGGUGACCUCCCUGAGCGCGUGCAACAGUACAUGGCCUCUGCCUGGCGCCCACAAUCCAUGACCUUGCUGACGUACCUCCGGAAAACAAACCAGCAAGGAGCUAUCCACCACGAGUACAAGAAGACCUUCGCUGCCAUCGCUGCUGCAGAGGGGUUGGGGCAUGAUGAUUGGGCUCCCUGGCUCGCCGCCGCCCCGUACAGUGGGGCCGUCCUCGUGGCCGCCGUCACCAAGUCCCGCUUCAGCGACGAGUACUACAAGCAGUGGUGCCUGUUGCACGUGCCCUUCCGCUUCCUGGACGACCUCUGGCACACGCGCCUGACCUCUUGCCGCCGCAGUUCCAAGGCUACCGGCUGCACUAGCCAUCGGGCAGCACUGUACUGGGCGAAGGCAUCAACCGGCGACUGGGACGAAGGCGAGGGGGAGCCGGAGGAGCCAUCCUUCACAGUGGACUGGAGCUGGGAUUCCGCUUUCGCGGUACUGGGGCCGGCAGGAAGCGGAAAAUCUACCACGGUCAUGGUUGCCAUGGAAAAGGCACGAGCUGCGGGCGCGCGCGUCGUGCUCGCGUGCCCCACUCGCAUGCUGGUCGCUGCCUACCGCCAGAAGUACCCUGACCUGGACGUGGACAGCGUGCACGCGGUCUUUCAGCUCUUCAGGCCGGAGCACGAGACGCUGCUGAGCAUGGCGACGUACGAGCUUGUGGUUCUCGAUGAGGUCAGCCAGAUCUCCGCGGCCGUGUUCGAGCGCCUGCUCCGCAUCUGGGAGGCCGCCGGCAACCAGCCCGCCCUCGUGUUCAUCGGCGACUUCGCCCAGCUCAAGGGAGUCGAGCCCACGCAG
Symbiodinium pilosum is the source of this 2046-nucleotide messenger RNA. The record is from the annotation of a GenBank genome assembly. Lineage: Eukaryota; Dinophyceae; Suessiales; Symbiodiniaceae.